Molecule: messenger RNA, 2994 nt
Organism: Scomber japonicus (chub mackerel)
Lineage: Eukaryota; Metazoa; Chordata; Actinopteri; Scombriformes; Scombridae
Product: drebrin-like protein A
Exons: 16
Coding region: 222-2801 (859 amino acids)
Biological process (GO): regulation of actin filament polymerization; positive regulation of axon extension; positive regulation of dendritic spine morphogenesis
Cellular component (GO): postsynaptic membrane; cortical actin cytoskeleton; dendrite
Molecular function (GO): actin filament binding
Source: RefSeq, a predicted model, not a curated record
UGCAGUCUCCUCCACGCUGUGAGUGCGCAGCGCCUGGACAGAUUGGAUUUGGAACUUAACCCAACAUUGCAUGAACUUGCGUACCUUUACUGCUGUUUUCUCGGCCGUGAACGACCUUCAUAGUUCCGCUGUGGCUGUUUCCAGCAGAUAGUCCGACCCCGAAAACCGUGGGGACCAAAUAAGAAAGAAGCUGCGGGAGUGGCCUGGAAACCUUUGCCAUCAUGAGUAUGCAAACGGUCAACCUUGAUACCUACAGCCUGUCGCUGCUCACGGCCAAAGAGGACAUCCUCAACACCCGGUCCUCCACUAACUGGGCAUUAUUCACAUACGCUGGAGUCAGCAACAAGCUCAAACUGGCUGACUCAGGAGUGGGUGGUGUGGCAGAGUUGGCAGAAAAGUUUAAUGUGUCCAAGGCCCAGUAUGGACUGUGCAGAGUGGGAAGUGCGGAGACAGGAGGCCACCGGAUUGCUAUGAUCUUCUGGGUCGGCCAAAAUGUGGAUGACUACCGGAGGACAGAAUGUGCCAGCCACAUUCCAGCCAUCAAAAACUUCUUCAAGGAAGCACAUGCCUUCAUUAGGGCAGAGAAGGUGGAGGAUGUGACGGAGGAGAAUAUAAAAGGUGAACUCAGCAAGACCCAGGCCCAGGCUCCCUCACAAUGGGUGAGGAGGAGCUCCAGGUCUGUGGAAAAGGAGGACAUUGUGGGUACAAACUACAGAAAAACUAACGCUGCAAUGGAGAUGAGACUAAUCAACAGAGACUCCUUCUGGGCACGUGCAGAGCGUGAGGAAGAACAGAGGAAGGAAGAGGAGAGGAGACGAGCAUCAGAGGAGAGACGACGGCUUGAAAGAGAAAGAAUCUUAAAGGAUCGAAAAGAUGCAGAAGAGAGAGACAGAAAGAUGAAUGAGAAACUGCAGAUGAUUGAGGAGCAGAGAAGAAAGCAAGCAGAAAAAGAAGAAGCGCUGCGUAGAGAAGAAAAAUUAAGAUGGAAGCAGCAGCAGAGGGAGCAUGAGGAGGACAUGAGGGCUCGUCUGAGACGGAGUGAGUCCAUAGAGAAAGCAGCAGAGGCAGCAGUAUUAGUGUCCCAACGCUCCAUGAACCCUAGGGAGUUCUUCAGGCAGCUGUCAUCGACAUCACAAAGUCCAACCAGCCCUGGAUCCUCCCGUUCUGGCAAACCAUUCAGACGAUAUCAACGCAGCCUGACAGACACAGCUUUCAUCUUCUCUAAAACAGAGGAGAGUACGGCAUCCUCCCCUAGUUCUCCCCUGGUAUCCCCCUUCUCCCGGGCCUCACCCUCCCCCUUUUGCCGUUCCGCAUCUCCACCCAUAAGCCCUGAUUUCCGCCCUGUCACCUCUCCACAAAGGCCCAGAGCCCCCAUGUCACCACCCACAUCCCCACUUCGUUCUGCCCCUCAACUUUCAGCCCUGCCUGUAGUCCCACCACCUAACCACCAAGUUCAGCCUGCUGAUGAGCCCAGAGCUCCAUCACCCACAGAACCUUCUGCACCUCCAGCCUCCCCCAAUCUUUUGGCUUCCAUGUCCUCCAGUUACGAGAAAAACAACCCCUCUCAGUCACAUCUGGAUGAUCUGCCUGUUUUACCCCCAAAUACCCCAACUGAGCCAGAGCCCACAACUUUCUGCUUCGAGCCAGGUCUAACUCCACAGGCUCCAACAGCUCCUCUUCCUGAGAGACCACAGCCAAACACAGAACUACAUACAGCCCCACAUGUGCACACUGAGCUGGUCUCAGACACUGGCUACAAAGUGCAGGCCGUACUGAUAGAGGAGGAGGAGGAGGAGGAGGAAGAUGAAGUGGAGGUGAACGAGGAAGAAAAGGUCAGAACACAACCGCAGCAUUGUGUCUUCACUACAGAACCAGUCCAGACUGAGGUGGAGGAGCAGGAGCAGGCGGAGGAGAAGUAUGAUCAGGUAGAGGAGCAGGAGCAGGAGCAGGUGGAGAAAAAGUACGAUCAGGUGGAGGAGAAAUACGAUCAGGUGGAGAAGUACAAUCAGGUAGUGGAGCAGGAGCAGGUGGAGGAGCAGUUCGGUCAGAUGGAGGAGCAGUUCGGUCAGGUGGAGGAGCAGUUCGAUCAGGUGGAGGAGGAGUACGAUCAGGUGGAGGAGGAGUACGAUCAGGUAGAGGAAGAGACGAAUGAGCAGAAGGUGGAGGAGAAGGAUGUGCAGCAGCAGGAGGAGGAAGUGUUGGAGGAGGGAUCAAAACAGGACACUGAACAUGCAUCACUAAAGGAGCUUGUGGAGGUGCAACAGGAGGAAGAAAAAGAGGCAAAGGAAGAGAGAGAGUUGAUUGACCAAUCAGAAGACAGCUGGGCCCUUGCUCAACCUGCUGAGCUCUCAGAGAAAGAGAAAGAACCAGCAAUAAAAGAUGUCGAACCAAUUGGUCAAGAAAUCAAACAUGAGGUUGUGAUCCCAUCAACCAAUGGAAUCACAAAUGGAGACGACACACAGGAACAGAAUGGCAUAGAGCGAUCUUUGAGCCCAUCUGACACUGAACUCAGCUCCCCAGAGCUGGCUGUGUGCUACGAUCUCCAUGGCACAGCAGAGGAUGAUGACAUCAAUGAGGAUAAGGAACAGGAGAUCUCACAAAAUGGACAAGAGGUUUUAGCUGAGCGACAAAUAUGCGUCCGAGCUCUGUAUGACUACCAAGCAGAGGAUGAAUCUGAGAUCUCCUUUGAACCUGGUGACAUCAUCAGGGAUGUGGAAACGGUGGACAAAGCCUGGUGGAGGGGGUGGAGCAAAGAUGGUCGACAAGGCCUGUUCCCUGCCAAUUAUGUGGAAACCAUAUAGGCAGACACACACACACACACACACACACACACCCACAUGUACACACACACACACACACACACACACACACACACACACACACACACACACACACACACACACUCAGGGACACCUUCACCACUCACAUUCAUGCAUGCUUUUACCUUAAUCCUCCCACUGAAUCUUUGUAUUAUCUAUUUUGCAUAAAGAAAAA